CCUAGUCAUAUGAAAUGUCAGAGCUUUGUAUACGAGCAUUCUUAACCUUAUAAAAACAUGUGAAACGACUUCAUGAAAACUUUUGUUUUUUUAUUGAGAUGGCAUCCAGUCAUUCUGAAAACAUUAACAGUGUCACCAAACAAUUUAUGUGUAGUGUGCCGCUCAGGAGUUUUAAUUGGCAUGAUAUUUUCAAUGAUCUCAUACGCAGUGAAGAUCUGCAAAAAACUCUGUUGACAAAAACUGUGAACUCUCCUCUAGUUCUUGAGUGCCCGUUGGAAAUAAACUAUCAGAAGUUAUACCUGAAACAUUUAAUACAAAACUUGGAAAAACUUCAGAGUGGCGCGCUACAGGAAACUGUAAUUUGCGAUGAGUUAUAUACCGCCUACGGUCGGCUGGUGGCGCUGGGAUCAAGUUCUCAAUGUUUCAAGCACUAUUUACUCGGAACUGACGACAAGGUCAUAAGCUUACAGGAGAGCAGUAAUCUAAUAUCUGAUGGAACGACUGGUUUGAGGACUUGGCAGGCAUCUCUGGCUCUUUCAGAAUGGCUACUACAAAACAAAAGUUUGUUAACCCACAAAACAGUUCUUGAGCUAGGAUCAGGAAUUGGACUAACUGGACUGGUUCUUGCUAGAGAAUGUUCAGCAAAAUGUGUCUUUCUAACAGACUGUCACGAAACUGUUCUGAAAAUCCUGCGUUACAAUGUAGAGAGAAACCUCAAGCAAUAUUCAGUAGAUGAAGUACUGAAGGAUACGUCAGAAAUAUUAGAAAAUUGUUCUCGAAUGAAUCACAGAUGUCUAUAUCAUAAUUCCGAAGCUACAACUCAUGUACUGAAUCUUCCUUGGGAGGAAAUUGAUGAAGGGGAAUGCAAAAAACUUGGUACAGUAGAAACUGUUAUAGCUGCAGAUAUCGUUUAUGAUGAUGAAUUGUUCGAGCCUCUAAUAAAGGCUGUGAAGAAUCUGGCGGUUUUUUCCGGAGUGGAAGAGUUUAUUUUUUCUUGCACUGAAAGAAAUCCUAGUACACUCGAUACAUUCCUGAGAAAAAUGGUUUCAGCAUCAUUUGUUGCCACCAAAACUGAAGUUCCUCCUCAACAAACAUUUUUCUGGCCAAUAGAUACUCCUGUGAAGAUAUUUAAAUUUACUUUGAAGAAAUGAACGACUUAUUGAAAUAAGUGUUGAAUUAUCUUUCAAAAUACAGUUUUGUAAAAGUUAUUUAUUUUCAAUAAAAUGGACUUUCGAUUUGA
Messenger RNA from Leptinotarsa decemlineata (Colorado potato beetle), 1240 nucleotides. Its product is annotated as protein-lysine N-methyltransferase EEF2KMT. The record is from RefSeq and is a predicted model, not a curated record. Gene Ontology annotation, cellular component: protein-containing complex. NCBI's taxonomy places the organism in Eukaryota, Metazoa, Arthropoda, Insecta, Coleoptera, Chrysomelidae.